This is a messenger RNA of Saprolegnia parasitica CBS 223.65, 1217 nucleotides long. RefSeq lists its product as hypothetical. Gene Ontology annotation, cellular component: cytoplasm. Lineage: Eukaryota; Oomycota; Saprolegniomycetes; Saprolegniales; Saprolegniaceae. The record is from RefSeq and is a predicted model, not a curated record. The transcript is spliced from 2 exons. Bases 8 to 1186 code for a protein of 392 amino acids.
UGCCAGCAUGGACGACCAAGGGGACGUGGACGCGCUGCUCGUGGCCCACGCUGAGAGCAUUGCCGCCGUGCGCACGCUCGUCCGCGACGUGCUCACGCCCGAUUUUGACGACGACAUUUGGCUCAUGCGCUUUGUCAUGAGCAACGGCAGCCCCGCCGCCUGCGAAGAGCCGAUCCGGGCGACGAUCCACUGGCGCACCGAGCGUGCCGAGAUACUUGGCCGCAUCCGCGCCGGCGCCAAGGCGCCAUGGCACGACGAGAUCACGAAAUACCAGGUGGUCGGCGACCACAAGUACACGGCGCGGGGCGAGCCCCUCUUUUAUGUGCGCGUCGGGCUCUGCAACGCCAAGUCGCUCUUGCGCAACGUCGCCUACAACGACAUUCUCGAGUACAUGCUCUUGUCACGCGAGAGCAUGGUCGCGUACCUCGAGGCGACGACGCGUGCGACGCGGCGGCUCGUCAAGGGGAUCAAUGUGCUCGACUUUGCCGGGUUUUCGCUCACGACCAAGUCGGACCCGCGCUUCACCAAGCUCCUUGGCGAAUGCAGUCAGCUCGCAGAGACCAUGUACCCGCAAAUGGUCGGCCGCUCGAUCCUCCUCAACACGCCGUCGCUCUUGUCGUGGAUGUUUCGCGUCAUCAAGCCGUGGCUCAACCCCGCGACGCUGGCCAACGUUGUCGUGUGCCCCGGCGGGACGGCGGUGGCGUCCUGCCCGUACCUCUCGGCGUACUUGAAGCUCGACGACGUGCCCACGUUCCUUGGCGGCCGCUGCGUAUGCGACGGCAACGGGUGCAUUGGCAAUAUCCCCAACUCACAGACGCGGCCGCUCCUGGAAUAUGACGCCGACGGCCGCGCGACGCUUCUCGCCGCCGCGCGCGCGACCGAGCGCAUCGAAGUCGCAGUCCGAGCCGGGCGGCGGCUUCUCUACGACGUCGGUGUGCCGGGCAAACCCGUCGAUGUCGCCGUGACGUUCCGACCUCUCGAUGCCGGCCAGGAUGGCAUCGUCGUGAUGCUCUUUCAGCAGCGCCUCGGCCACACCACCGAGCUGCACCACGACGCAUGGGACGCGACUAGCGACGGCGUCGUCACGAUUGCGUUCAGCAAUACGGCGUACUAUGGCAGUCGGGCGGUUCAGUACCGCACCGAAGUCGUUGUCGUCGUCGACACCGCAGAGAGAGCGACCGCGUAGCAAUACCUUACAAAUACAUCGUACCCUACAC